AUGGCAUAUAAGGGCCUCACGGUGAGCGUGUUCUGGGGCUUCAUUGGCUUCUGCAUGCCCUGGUUCAUUCCUAAGGGUCCCAACUGGGGAGUUAUCAUCAUCAUGUUGAUAACCUGCUCAAUUUUCUGCUAUCUCUUUGGGUUGAUUGCAAUUCUCGCCCAACUCAACUCACUCUUUGGACCACAGUUGAAAAAUGAAACCGUCUGGUACCUCAAGUGUCAUUGGUCUUGA
This is a messenger RNA of Nyctereutes procyonoides (raccoon dog), 231 nucleotides long. RefSeq names its product V-type proton ATPase subunit e 1-like. NCBI's taxonomy places the organism in Eukaryota, Metazoa, Chordata, Mammalia, Carnivora, Canidae. The coding region runs from base 1 to 231 and encodes 76 amino acids. The record is from RefSeq and is a predicted model, not a curated record. The transcript has a single exon. Gene Ontology annotation, molecular function: proton-transporting ATPase activity, rotational mechanism. Gene Ontology annotation, biological process: proton transmembrane transport. Gene Ontology annotation, cellular component: proton-transporting V-type ATPase, V0 domain.